GGCAAGCAUGGGUUGCUGAAGACCUAUUCUACCCCGGAUCUUCACGAGUCUCUGCUACACCCUUGGGUGUCGAGGAUGGUUUAAGUCUACUGCCGUGCACGUGCAUGUGUGUUUCAGAUGCGUAUGUUGGAGAGCUGGUGGACAGACUGACCACGUGUGGCGCGGAGGUGGAGGUGCUCGUGUACUCCGUCCCCGAACUGACCAGCAGACACCAGUGGCGACAGACGCUGACCUAUGUUCACAAGCUGCUGCAUCAGAGUGGGGUCUACUUCCUGCUUGCCGGAACCCGGGCCACCGCCAUGAACACACUAGCUCGGGUAAAUUCGUUCGACCGCGGAUCAGAUCGGACAACUAACUUCCGACACCUCUCUCACUGGCUGGUGCUGACUGAUGUCUCCGCCCCUCAGAGGCUCCUGCCAGCCGUAGACAGUUUGGAGAACGUGGUACUGGUGGCUCUUCCUACCCAGCAUCAGAGGAUUGCCAGGAUUGGGGAGUUGGUGGAUUUCCUUGGAUCUGGCAUUGGUGCACGUUUCAACCUGACAUCCCAGGAACUUAAAGGCAAGAGUGACACAGAGCUUAAAGAGGAUGUUGUCGGAUACAUUAAGAAAUUGCUUGAUGACCACAAGGACACCCUGAACAUGUAUACCCUGACGGAGGUGCGACAUAUGGCGAGGUUUGCCAGGGUACACGCAAAGGACAUACCACACAGCGGUCUCGGGAACAAGCUUUUUCCCAAUAAGAAGUACAAGUGGAACGGCGUUCGUCUUCUCAUAUCCACAAAACCGUGGCCGGGUUACGUUGAGAAGAGCACGGUGGCAAACAAGACCGCCUACAGCGGGAUGUGCAUUGAUCUUCUGCACUCUAUGGUGGAUGCAGUCAAUUUCACAUACACAAUUGAGGAGGUGGAAGAUGGGGAAUGGGGGGCCCUUGUGAAUGGGUCGUGGACAGGACUUGUUCGUCAGCUGAAGGACAGGGUAAUAGACAUCGCUCUCGCCGACAUCGGUAUCCACGCCAGUAGAGACGCCGUAAUGGACUUCAUCUACCCCGCAUACAAAACCGAGGACAUUGACAUUCUCUACCGUCUCCACAACGAGACCGACCUGAGUCUCAAGGACCUGACCACGCCAUUACAACCAAUAGUCCUGGUCACCAUUGCCGUCUGUCUCGGCGUUGUCACCGUGCUGUACGUCGUGGUGGAGUAUGCAGACAUCUUGCUGGAGACGAGGUGGAGGCCGAGGCAACUUCCGGUCCUGCUGUGGAAAGCAGUGUGGUACAUGCUUGGGUCCAUUUUGUCACAAGGUGGGUCGUUGCGGGCGAGGUCGUGCAGUGGCCGGAUGCUGGUGUCGUCGUGGUGGUUGUUCUGUUUAGUGUUCGCCGCCAUGUACAACGCCAAUCUCACCGUGUCCUUCUGUGUACAGCGCACGGUCACCCCCUUCAGCUCGCUGGAGGAAAUGCUCCGCACCAGCGACUACACGUGGGGAAUGUUCAACGGAUCCAUCAACACUCUGCUGUUUGGAACAUCAAGGAACCCCUUAUUCAAAGAGACAUAUAAGCGGAUGAUGGAGUUCACCAAGACAGACCCUGGCGUCCUGAGCAAGGACCUUGAUUCCCAGCUGCACAGGGUCAUCAACAGCAAAUACGCCUUUAUCUCCAGUAGGAACACACUGAAGGUCAUGGUGGAAAGGGCUCCAAAGGGCGUAGUGCUCACCACUGUGGGGGAGACCAUACACCCAUCAGGGGUGGCGCUGGGGGUGCCAACUGACUCGCCGCUCCUUCCCGAGCUUGAGUGGGUAAUGAGAAACAUCCAAGAAACUGGUAUCAUGCAGCACUGGGACAGCCAGUAUUGGAACACGACUCCGAAAGCCACAGCUGCCUUUAGACUAGGGGGAGAACCAUUGCCUCUCACAAAACUUACCAGUAUUUUCUUAAUUACUGGCUUUGGUCUUUCUACAGCUUUGUUUGUGUUAGUAAUUGAAUCAGUGUUUCAAAAAAUACUCACUAAAGCAAGAAAAAAGUGAA
Haliotis rufescens (red abalone) is the source of this 2019-nucleotide messenger RNA. RefSeq names its product glutamate receptor ionotropic, kainate 2-like. Gene Ontology annotation, biological process: monoatomic ion transport. NCBI's taxonomy places the organism in Eukaryota, Metazoa, Mollusca, Gastropoda, Lepetellida, Haliotidae. Gene Ontology annotation, cellular component: membrane. Gene Ontology annotation, molecular function: glutamate-gated receptor activity. The record is from RefSeq and is a predicted model, not a curated record. The transcript is spliced from 10 exons. The coding region runs from base 105 to 2018 and encodes 637 amino acids.